Molecule: messenger RNA, 4985 nt
Organism: Pangasianodon hypophthalmus (striped catfish)
Lineage: Eukaryota; Metazoa; Chordata; Actinopteri; Siluriformes; Pangasiidae
Gene: txnrd2.2
Product: thioredoxin reductase 2, tandem duplicate 2
Exons: 17
Coding region: 288-1838 (516 amino acids)
Biological process (GO): cell redox homeostasis; cellular response to oxidative stress; glutathione metabolic process
Cellular component (GO): cytosol; mitochondrion
Molecular function (GO): flavin adenine dinucleotide binding; glutathione-disulfide reductase (NADPH) activity; thioredoxin-disulfide reductase (NADPH) activity
Source: RefSeq, a predicted model, not a curated record
AAAAAAUAAAAGUCGUCGUUGUUGUAUGUAAGUAAAAGCAAAGGUGAAAAUGAUUGGCGAAUAUUUAAUAUUUUGAGACAGAAACAGCACAUACAUAGUUGUUUUAAGAUUUUACAAUAUGGUAGAAAAAUUGUGAUUAAGAAACGGAUUGCCAAAACGUCCUAUAAAGUGAUAUAUCACUUUAUUUAUUUAUUUAUUUAUUUAUUUAUUUAUAAGUUGGAAUUUGUAUCAGGCACCUCACAGGACACCUUUGUCAGUUAGGGGUCCUUUCUCUUGUUCAUAACAACAUGGCGGCGGCCUUGUGCAGAGGCAAACACAGACUGAAACCUUUGUGUCACUUCGCUUUUCAGUUGCCACGAAGAAAUUUUACAGGAACGUUUGAUUAUGACCUGGUGGUUAUCGGAGGUGGAUCUGGAGGUUUGGCGUGUUCAAAAGAAGCGGCUCAGUUGGGACAGAAUGUGGCUGUUCUGGAUUAUGUGGAACCUUCAGCGAGAGGCACUAAAUGGGGUAUCGGUGGAACGUGUGUGAAUGUCGGCUGUAUUCCUAAGAAGCUCAUGCACCAGGCUGCUCUGCUCGGCACGGCGAUCAAAAACGACUCGAAGAAAUAUGGCUGGCAGAUCGCCGGUCCUGUGUCACAUGACUGGGUGACUAUGGCAGGAGCUGUGCAGAAUUAUGUGAAAUCCCUGAAUUGGGGUCACAGAGUUCAGCUGCAGGACAAGAAAGUGAAAUAUUUCAAUAUGAAAGGAAGUUUGCUGGACCAGCACACCAUCCGAGGAUUAAAUGCCAGAGGAAAGGAGACGACUGUGACGGCCAGGAACAUAGUGAUAGCCACCGGCGGGCGUCCAAAAUACCCCACGCAUGUCCCGGGAGCGAGAGAGCACGGCAUCACCAGCGAUGAUCUCUUCUGGCUGAAAGAGUCUCCGGGGAAAACGCUAGUCAUCGGAGCCAGCUACGUGGCUUUGGAGUGCGCUGGUUUUCUGACAGGCAUUGGACUGGACGCCACAGUGAUGGUGCGGAGCAUCCCCCUCCGUGGAUUUGAUCAGCAAAUGGCUCAUUUGGUGACGAAUCACAUGGAGGCUCAUGGGACUCGUUUCUGCUGGAGCUGCGUUCCUAAGAAGGUGGAGAAACUUCCAUCGGGACUUCUACAGGUCACCUGGACUGAUACACAGAGCCAGCAGCAACAUCAGGACACAUUCAACUCAGUGCUGUGGGCUGUAGGUCGAGCUCCUGAAAGUGGAGCACUGAACUUGCAGCAAGUUGGCGUUCAGCUCAACACAAACACGGGCAAAAUCAUCGUAGCCAAUGAUGAACGAACAUCCGUGCCCAAUAUUUACGCCAUCGGAGACAUCGCACAGGGUCGUCCUGAGCUCACCCCAACGGCCAUCAAAGCGGGAAAACUCCUAGCUCGGCGAUUAGCCGGUCACUCCAACCAGCUCAUGAACUACGACAAUGUGCCUACCACAGUGUUUACUCCUCUGGAGUACGGAUGUGUCGGUUUAUCCGAAGAAGAAGCCGAGAGAAGAUACGGCAGUGACAAUAUAGAGGUUUAUCAAGCCUUCUACAAACCUUUGGAGUUCACCAUAGCUGAGAGAGACGCCAGUCAGUGCUACAUUAAGGUGGUGUGUGAGCGGGAAGAACCCCAGCGAGUGUUAGGGCUUCACUUUACCGGCCCCAGCGCUGGAGAACUGACCCAAGGGUUUGCUCUUGGCUUCCAGUGCGGAUUUACGUACUCUCAGCUAUGCGAUACGGUCGGUAUCCACCCCACCUGCGCCGAGGAGCUCACCAAACUCCACAUCACCAAGCGUUCAGGUCUGGACGCCACGGUGACCGGCUGCUGAGGUUAAACACCCCCCCACCUUAAAUACGCUGAACACACGGACCCUGUGGACGCAAGAAAGGAAGUGAUGUCACAAUGGGGCUAUAAUGCUCGUUUAGCAUAGGGCUGUAGUUUUCAGGUUCGUCUCACCUGCGGCCUGUCAUGACCUUUGACCUCUCUAGUCUCCAAGAGCACAAUGUUAGGCAGUCCACUUUAGAUGUUGCUGAACUUAAAAUGUUCCUAUAGACAGACGCUAAAAACACAUUUUGAGUACCGAUGUCUGUUUUAGAGCUCGGCGUAAUUUGUGUUGCUUAUCAGUCAUUUCUUUUUAGCUCCAUGAUAACACAAUAAGACUCUAGAGAAGCAAAAGUAACCGCAAAACAGGCUCAUAAAUCAGGAUUAAGGCCCCAUUACACCUCGUUGAAAUGAGAGUCACAGGAGAACGGAGCAGUCCGGAGUUUUUAAAAACAUAUUCACAGAAUAUUGUUGUUUCUCUGGCUGUACUUCCUGUCCAUUACUCAUUCUCCGCAGCUGACACUGAUGGAUGGGCUCGGUCCGUCGCCACGGUGAUACACCCCGGUUCCCAGGGAAGCGGACAAACACCGGGCGAGCAGCGUGUCAGUCAAACCCCGGGUCGAGAGAAAGCUUGUUUAAACCUUUUUUUUUUUUUAACUACAGAGGUUUCCCCUCAGAGCACACAGAGAAAACACACAUGCUCCUUCUCUCUGCAGCAACUUGAUCACUACAGAUAAAGGGUGUUGUUAUAAAUACCCCUGUACGCCUGAAGGGGCCAGUAUUCACCUCCUUUUCCCACCGUUUUUACCCCAGUUGAGCUGCAAGGAUGCCAGAUUGGUUUGGAGUGCCAGUUUACAGCUUAAUCCAGGUUAAAGUAGGUGCUAAAAUAAGCCCAAGAUGUGCAUAAUGCUAUUUCGUGGCCUUUUAUUUCACACUGUUAGCAACAUUAGCAUUUAUUUUGCUUCGUUAAAUUUCUCCCAGAAAUGACAAACUAACCAAAUUAUUAUAAUCUGUUAACUCAGAGCUAAUAUGUUUAUAUCGCUCUACAAUUUAAAAAAAAAAAAAAAAAAAAAAAAAACAAAGUUCAGAAUCUGGCAUUGUGUAUUUAAUAACGUUUAGAAUUAGCUCUGAUUGGUUUUGAUUGGUGUUAUCAGGGAGGCAAACACUAGGUACAAAGGCUGCCUAUCUAGGGACCCUACUCCUAAAUGGAACAAAAUUUGGGAGUGUAGUAAUAUCAGGGAUGGGAUAAUAAUACAGGUUAGGGAGUUUCUGGUUACUCCUAAAUACCAUCAGAAUUCCAACAUGGCCUUCGUUCCUGGGUAGAUCAUCACCACAAACCAUUAAGGACAACACAUUCCAUUAAACCACCAUUACAGACCACCAGAAAUCCAUCAGAAAACCCAUCAGAAACCACUAGAAAUCUCUAACCUUUUCUAAUGAUUUCCAGCAGGGUUCAUUUUAUUCCUAUUAGAUAGCUAGCUAGAAAGAAAAUUAGCUGUUGUUAAUACAGUAUCUAUUCUUUGACUAGCUACAAAAAUCUACAUAACUGCAUUACUUUAACAUAUAAACUUUUCACCUCGUCUUUUACUCCUACAUUACAGGCUCAGUUUUGUUUCUCUGGUUAGAAAUACACUCGGAGAAGGUUGCAGGGAGGCUUGUUCUGUUUUGCCGAGCGACUUUUCUGUGAUUUUUACCCCAACAGAGGAGGUUUGUUUUUGUCUGAUGUGCCUCAGCUCUCUGAUUAAUGAGGCUCGGAGUGUGUGUGACAGGCCGCUGUGGAGACCGAGACCGAGACGAGCAGCACUACUAGGUUUAUUUGGACCUGAGGAGGGAGUGAGGGGUCCUGUGUUCAUGUGUUUUAGGGAACAGGGGGUGCUGACUGAAGAACCCUGACCCCAGUACACUACCAAUAACAAUACACACACACACCCCUAUAGAGGACAUGGAUGGCCUGGGACUGGAGUGGAAUUUAACAAAAGGAUCCACGUCUCCUCACUGGAGUUCAGAAGUUUGAAAAUUCGUCCAUAUAUAUUUCACAAUUUGUUCUUCAGACAGCUGUGUUGAUGUUAUAUUUUCAUGUCACAAUAAUUACCACUGUAUCAUGGUUUACGAUAUUAUCGUGAUUGUAGUUGCGUAACAUGCUGGAGGCCUUUGAAUGCUCCUGGACAUUCACUUUGAAUGCUCAUUGGACAGCUUUUUAUCUCAAAAGGAAUGUUGAGGCAUUUUUUAGGGUCAUCAUACAUCGUAACUUUUACGCAUUGUACCAUUUAUUUAUUCCCUAUCGCUUGCUCGUUUAGCUAAGCUAAGUUGACACUGAACACAACUAGACCACCAUUCAAUAAAUCAGAUAGCUAGCUCACUGACUAGCUGACUAAUGAUGCUUAACUAGUAAGCUAGCUGCAAAAGCUAGCUUAAUAGAGCUGAGUGCAAAAAUUAGUGCCCCCUCUCAGUUUUUCUGUGUAAAGGAGGAUAGAAAAUGUAGCUGUUUAACAAUUUUUGUACUAGAAAAGGAUAUCAAUUUCACUCUUGGAGCAAGAGAACAAUUCAAAAUGAGCAGACAAGUAAUUUGAAAGGGAUUUUUGAGGGUCCAAAAGCUGCACAAAGGAAGUUAUUAGAGAAUAUUGAUGUCACGUCCAGAAAAAGGGGAUGCAACAUUACACACAAUACAUGUCUUGAGGGUACUCGUAAAAUUUUUGUCCUGAGGGGAUACAAACUUUUGCACAAUUUUAAAUGUAACAAUAAGUAAUUGUGGCUAAAACAUGGGCAAAAAAUAUGAAGAAAGACAUUUCAGUACCACGAUAUAUCGUGUAACUUAUUACCAGAACAUGCCUAGUACAUUCUUUGCUAAUAUAUCAUGUUUAAGAUCUUAAGCAUUUAUUUCUGACACACACAACCUCCAGGCUCACAGUUCCUGUCCCUACACACAUAGACACACACACACACACACACUUGCACUCACUCUGAGGGGUCAGGGUUGAGCUUCUCAGGGGGUCGGUUAAUGAGGACCUGCACUAAAAGCCCUCAGUGGAGAGGGCAGGUCUGAUGUGCUCCGCCGUCCCCGCUCUGCGUGUGUGUACAUAGAGCGAAGGAUAAUCUGAUAUAAAGCUUUGUAACUGUAUAAUUUAUGUGUAAAGUAAUAAAUGAUGAGAGUGUA